This is a messenger RNA of Uranotaenia lowii, 1548 nucleotides long. RefSeq lists its product as uncharacterized. The transcript has 3 exons. The coding region runs from base 1 to 1548 and encodes 515 amino acids. The record is from RefSeq and is a predicted model, not a curated record. Lineage: Eukaryota; Metazoa; Arthropoda; Insecta; Diptera; Culicidae.
AUGGUUGGCGGAAGCCAAUCCAUGGUGAUAGCAGACGAUAUUUCGGAUGAUGAAGCUCUUACUAUCCAGAAACCCGUGGGCGGAGAUUCCGACGAAAUCACCAAUCGUAUAAGAAUUUAUCCUGCUAAACACUUCAACCUACCAGGACUCAAGUGGAUUCCCUCGCAAGGCAAUUUUUUGUUUGCCGAUCCAACCAGAUCUUCGUUUACGGUGCCUUCCAAUACGAUUCUCGACUCUCUAAGCACGGCAACUCUCCGCGAGAUCAACAGCAUAGAGAAUGAAAAUGGUCGCAUGUUCGAUCUCUGCUUCAUGAGCGACGGACCCCAAUUGGCUACGAUUGAAGAGGCUCCUACGCCCUUGGUCAAGGUUGUUCCUCAUCACCCUGCUCUGCUGCUUUCACUUGAUAUUCCUAGAGCUUUUGCCCACAUCGAAAAACCUGGUCAAUUCUUUCUCGACUUUAAGAACGCUGAUUUCGUCGCUGUUUCUCAAACGCUCAAUGCUAUCGACUGGGAAACUGAACUGGAAUCUUCCGAUCCGAACGCUGCAGCUAUGAAAUUUUCCCAUAUAAUCAAUUACAUCAUCGAUCGUCACGUACCGAAACGCUCAUCAGUUUCUAACCUACGAGCUCCUUGGGUAACGAAAGAACUGCGACAAAUGAAAACGCUCAAGAAUAAAGCUCUCCGUUAUUACACUAGGCACAAAACUCUCCGCGCUAAAAAUGAGUAUUGCAAACUCAACUCAGCUUACAAAAAACUAUGCUCACGCUGCUACCAGAGCUACUUAAUUCGGAUACAGCGAGGUUUCAAAACAAAACCCAAAUCAUUUUGGCAGUACAUCAAGGACCAGCGGAAAGAAUCCGGCCUACCGCCCUCCAUGUUUCUGGAUGAUAAUUUAGCGACUUCGGAACCUGAAAUCUGUGACCUCUUCGCUGACAAAUUCCGUAGUGUAUUUGACUCAAACUCAAUAUCCUCGGACCAAGUUACCAGCGCGGCUUGUAACGUCCCUCAUUUGAACACAUGGCUGAAUCAAAUUGUUGUAGACGACGAUAUUAUUUUGAAAGCGACCGCUAAGCUGAAACACAGCCUUUCCGCAGGACCAGAUGGCAUACCAGCUACCUUCUUGAAGCGAUAUAUAUCACAUAUGCUGAUACCUCUAAAAAUAAUCUUCCAAGUUUCACUCGAUCAGUCUACGUUCCCAUCCUUAUGGAAAGAGGCCUAUAUGGUUCCGGUGCACAAAAAAGGGGACAGACGAAAUGUGAACAACUAUCGUGGCAUUUCUGCCUUAUGUGCGAUAGCCAAAUUGUUCGAGCUGCGCUCUACGACUACAAACCUGUUGACAUUCACGUCUAAUGUGCAAGACAGUUUUGCUAUGGGAUCUCAAACCGACGUCAUCUACACUGAUCUGUCAGCUGCUUUCGACAAGGUGAACCAUUCCAUAGCCAUCGCCAAACUCGAUCGUAUAGGUAUCUGCGGGUCUCUACUGGAAUGGUUCCGCAGCUACCUGUCAGUUCUCCGCCAAAAUCCGGAGUGCCUCAAGGGAGUCAUCUAG